Molecule: messenger RNA, 3094 nt
Organism: Triticum aestivum (bread wheat)
Lineage: Eukaryota; Viridiplantae; Streptophyta; Magnoliopsida; Poales; Poaceae
Product: inactive protein kinase SELMODRAFT_444075
Exons: 8
Coding region: 40-2442 (800 amino acids)
Biological process (GO): protein phosphorylation
Molecular function (GO): protein tyrosine kinase activity; ATP binding
Source: RefSeq, a predicted model, not a curated record
ACGGUUGCGGAACUCAUCCUGGAGUUAAAAACUUAAAAUAUGGAGCGAAAGGGACCAGCGACUUAUAUAACGAGUUCCUCCGAAGAAAAAACUUAUAUAAAACGAGUUCGUUAUACAGGCGAGCGCCCGCCCAUUCCUGCUCCCUCCCUCCCUCGCUCCCUCGCCGCCUCCGCCGGCGAGAAUCUCCGCCCGCGACGCGACAACAGCAAGGUGUUGCGACCAGCCGCCGCGUCGCCUCGGUUGAUCCUCCGGCCACCUCCUCACUGGCAAUGGGCGCCCGCCAUAUAUUCGCCCCGGGCGCCUUCGAGAUGCCCCCCGCGCCAGCCGCCCCACCGAAUGUACUCCGUGCUCUCGCGAAUAUACUCCGCGGCGCGCAGCCGUCUCCAGGUACUAAUAGCCUCGCUCCCGGGCGGCCCCGAUGGCAGCAGGGACUCGCAUCGCCGCCGCCGCCGCCGGGACGACCGGAGCCGGAGCAGCGGCACCAGCACCCCCAUCAGCACGCCCGCGUCCAUGUACUCCGCGCUCAGCCCGGUGGACACCCACGCCGUCGCCACCGCCGCGGCGGCCAAGCUCGCAAUGGCAGAGAACGCUCCGGGCGCCGGGUCGGCCGCGAUGCCCAUCUCCCUGUCGCCGCUCCUCCCGCCGCCGCAGAUGGUGGUGGUGGCGCUCGACGCCACCCGCGACCACCGCGAGGUGGAGGUCAGGAUGUCGCUCAGGGCGCUCGUCGCGCGGGGGGACAUACUUCGCGGCGGGGACUCCCUCCUCGUGCUCGGCGUUCUCCACUCCGUCACCAAUCCGAUGGGAUACCAAACCAAAGCAUCUAGUGAUUCUUUUGCCGGGACGAGCUUGCGGUACCUAGGUGAUCAGGUUGCAAAGAAAGCUGAAUACUACAAAGACAAGCUCCUCCAGGAUGUGGAGGAGCUCCGCCAAGUGGGGAUCAGUGUGACCCUCAAAGUAUGCCCUGGAUCACCUGCAAAGGUUGUCAUUAUCCAUGAAAUCAAUUCAAGUAAAGCUGCUUGGGUUGUACUAGACAGGCACUUCAGACGAGAUUUCAAGCACUUCGAAAAGCACAUAGCCUGUAAAGUUGCAGCAUUUCAAGAUAACCUGUCAGUGCAGACCUUGAAGUCAAUUAGAACAAAUCUAUCAAGCAAAAGUAUGGGGGAGACGAAGGACCUACAAAACCUAGCAGUGUCACUUGAUCUGAGUUCCAAGACACUAGAUACUGACAAGGUCCGUGUGUCGAUCAGGUCAUCGCCUGUAAGUUACUUUGCCUCUCUAACCAAUCAUGAGAUGUACUACACCCCCAGUGUGGUUGGUAGCAGCAUGCAAGACUUCACACCGUCAAUGAGCGUCACGUCCAUCCCGGUGAUCGAUGAGACUGAAUUCAAUGCAAAAUCUAUUGAAGAUAACAUGAUCGGCCACUACGAUUCAUCAGACAGACCUGUUCUAUGUGCUGGUUGUGGGCUAAGAUCAGUUCUUUACAUCAAGGAAUCCAUGAAAUAUCCUUUCUCAGAGAUUCAAUCUGCAACAUCUGACUUCUCAAGUGAGAAUUUGGUGGGCGAGGGCGGAUUUGGGCAUGUGUACAAAGGGAAGCUCAAGGAUGGCCAGGUCAUUGCAGCUAAGCUGCGUAAAGAAGCUAGCUCGCAGGGGUAUACCGAGUUCUUCUCUGAAGUGCAAGUGCUCAGCUUUGCCCGCCAUCGGAACAUUGUCAUGUUGCUUGGGUAUUGUUGCAAAGAAAGCUACAACAUCUUGGUGUAUGAGUAUAUAUGCAACAACUCUCUUGAGUGGCAUUUAUUUGACAAGGCAGCGGGCUUACUGGAGUGGCACAAGAGGCAUGCUAUUGCCCUUGGUAUAGCAAAGGGGCUGCGCUUUCUGCAUGAAGAGUGCCGCGCCGGUCCAAUAAUUCAUCGGGAUUUGCGCCCAAGCAAUGUGCUGUUGACACAUGACUUUGUUCCUAUGCUUGGGGACUUUGGUCUUGCUAAAUGGAAGGCUGUCAAUGCUUCUAUUCAUACAAGGGUUCUGGGGCAAUCAGGGUACUUGGCGCCUGAGUAUGCUGAAUAUGGCAUAGUUUCUGUCAGAACAGAUGUGUAUGCCUUUGGGAUCGUUCUGUUCCAGCUGAUAUCGGGUCGCAAGGUGCUCGAGGAACAUGAAGGGCAGUGCACACACAUAUUGCAAUGGGUAUUCCCUUUUGUGGAUUUUUUUCCCCAACUUGCUUACAGUAUACUUGCAGCAUUCAUUUUCGCGUAUCUCUGUAAAUUUUCAGGCAGAGCCUUUGGUCGAGAGCCUUGCACUGCACGAUCUAAUCGACGAGCGCAUUGCAGAUACAUACGACACGUAUGGGCUGUAUCAUCUAGCCAGAGCAGCAUAUCUCUGUGUCAGGACAAACCCGGAGCAGCGGCCUUCUAUGGGGGAGGUUGUCCGUCUUAUCGAGACGGAGAAUGAACAUAUCAGGGAUUUGUCCCGACAAUUCAUCCCACAUUUUACAAAGUAAAAGAAAAAUGAGACCCUACGGAGGCGCAGCCCCGUGGACGAUACAUUAAUGUAGAGCCCAGCUGGGUGAGAUACCUGAAGUUCGUCCAGAAUCGAACUCGGGUCAGCUAGGAUGCGACGACCUUGCCACUCACAUUGUACGAAGUGAAGGAACGGUAUUAGGAUGCCCUGUAUCCUGAUUUCAUCGCUGAAGUUUCUAUGAUGCUCGCAGAGGGAUAUCUCCAGUUCUCCCGGUGAAAUCGCAACAAAUAUGUUACUGUCUGCUCCCCUGUUUUCUCCUUUCUCCUCCCCUUCUGUUUUGUUCUUCCACGCAUAAAAUGGUGUGUACAUAGGGAACGAGUAGUUCCCUCUCUUUUUUUCUGCCUUAUAUCUUUGUAAAUGAAAUGCCGUUCUACCCGGGUUACAUUUCUGAGUUUUUGUUCCCUGGCCCUCAUCUUUGCUACUGUUCGUCUGUUCUGCUGCGUGUUUGUCGCUGUUGAAGAGUCUUGAUAUGCAGGAUGCAGGACGAGCCCUCGCGCCGCGAACUUUCUUCCGUUGAAGCGCUUUCUCAGCCUGGGUCACAGAAAGAAGGAGAAAAAAAAAAUCUGUUCCAGCAUCUACUGAC